Molecule: messenger RNA, 1584 nt
Organism: Dermochelys coriacea (leatherback sea turtle)
Lineage: Eukaryota; Metazoa; Chordata; Testudines; Dermochelyidae
Gene: VRK1
Product: VRK serine/threonine kinase 1
Exons: 13
Coding region: 167-1420 (417 amino acids)
Biological process (GO): signal transduction; peptidyl-serine phosphorylation
Cellular component (GO): cytoplasm; nucleus
Molecular function (GO): ATP binding; protein serine/threonine kinase activity
Source: RefSeq, a predicted model, not a curated record
CCAGGCUAGGUCAAGGAACAUUUGAAUUUGUACAAACCACACAAGUCAGAUUUCUCCACCGUUAUAAAUGGAGGACAAACUUUAACCUGAACCUGAUGCUAUUGUAUCUCAUUAAGAAAAAUCUGAAGUGUGAAGAGAAACAUUUCAAGAGGACCAAGUGCAAAUUAUGGUAAAAAUGCCAUAUAUAAAGAAGACAUCUGGAAAAAGAGGUCCUGUGAAGAGGAAGCUUGCGGAAGAGUUUGCUUCCGGAGAGGUGUUAACAGACACAUCAAAAAAAGAGUGGAAAUUAGGCAUGCCUAUAGGGCAAGGUGGCUUUGGAUGCCUAUAUCUUGCUGAUGUUAAUUCUUCAAAAUCGGUUGGCAGCGAUGCACCCUAUGUCAUAAAAGUGGAACCCAGCCAGAAUGGACCUCUUUUUACUGAAUUAAAGUUCUACAUGCGAGCUGCUAAACCAGAGCAAAUUCAGAAAUGGACUAGUUCCCAUAAACUGAAGUACCUAGGUGUACCGAAGUACUGGGGCUCUGGCUUGCAUCAAAAAAAUGGAAACAGCUAUAGGUUUAUGGUAAUGGACCGAUUUGGGAGAGAUCUUCAGAAAAUUUAUGAAGAGAAUGAAAAGCAAUUUGAACACAAAACUAUCUUAAAAUUAAGCUUGAGAAUACUUGAUAUUCUGGAAUAUAUCCAUGAGCAUGAAUAUGUGCAUGGAGACAUCAAGGCCUCAAACCUUCUCCUGAGCUACAAGAAUCUUAAUCAGGUGUACUUGGUUGAUUAUGGCCUUGCAUAUCGAUACUGUCCAGAAGGAGUGCACAAAAAAUAUAAAGAGGACCCCAAAAGAUGUCACGAUGGUACAAUUGAAUAUACUAGUAUUGAUGCACAUAAAGGUGUGGCUCCAUCAAGACGUGGUGACUUGGAAAUUCUAGGUUACUGUAUGAUUCAUUGGCUCAGUGGCCAUCUACCAUGGGAGGACAAUUUAAAAGACCCCAACUAUGUCAGAGAUUCAAAAAUUAGAUAUAGUGAGAAUAUUACAGAUUUGAUGAACAAGUGCUUUCCUGAGACAGAAAAACCAGGUGAAAUAGCCAAGUACAUGGAAAAGGUGAAGUUAUUGAGCUAUGAAGAGAAACCUCUUUAUCAGCAUUUCCGAGAAAUACUUUUGCAAGGUCUUAAGGCUAUUGGGCAAAAGGAUGAUGGUGUACUGGACUUCAGUUUUUCAGAGAAUGGAGAUUUGCGAACCAAGCCUGUACAAAAGAAGAAAAGAAAGGCAGCGGCAUCAGCAGCAGCCACAACAGAGGAAAGCACUGGAACAGACAUGGAAGAUGUGGAAAGUCCACGAAAGAAGAGACCUGCUCGUUGUAAUUCAGAAGCCACGAAAACACGGAAGAAGAGUUCGCCGAAAAGCACAAGAACCAGUAAGAGAGUCCAGAAGUAGAAGAACUAGAAUAAUGUGCUCUUUUUCUUUGCUUCGCUUUGUUUGGCUACUGUAGCGCUGGAAUCUUUGCUUCUCUUUUUAAUGUUUAUUUUUACAGGAUUUGAAAAAUGGCUAUGCUGCAGUUUGUACCUUGUUUGGAAGAAUAAAUGUUUUAUUAAAGUGUA